Cladocopium goreaui is the source of this 948-nucleotide messenger RNA. Lineage: Eukaryota; Dinophyceae; Suessiales; Symbiodiniaceae. The record is from the annotation of a GenBank genome assembly.
AUGGAAAAGGAGCAGCACCAGCAGGAAGUGCAGGACCUACAGCGCUCGUACGACUUGGUUCUGCAGCAGCUGGAGGAGUUACAGGACUCUCGGGGCAGUGGAGCGGCUGAGACCACUAGGCCAACACCGCCCCCACCGCCAAGUCGUCGCAGUCGCUGGGCUGCCAAGAAGGAGGCCGAGGAAGCCUCGGCAACGGCAACGGAUCAGUGGGAUCCAUGGUGGAGCGGGGAGGAUCCCUGGGUGAAGGAUCCUGCUGUGGAUCCAGGGGAGUCACCAGAGUCACCUGAAGAUCCUUGGAAGUCUUAUGAUACUGCUGCAGUGCUACAGAACGACGAAGAUAUCCAACAUUUCGCAGAACAUUGGGAGCUUGAGGUCAACAAGGUGCAUGAGAUACUGGCUGGCUUGAAGGCCGAAGAAAUAAACAUGGUUCUCAGGCGCUUUCAUGUGAGCAAAUGGAAAGGAAGUGUGGAAGGGCUGCUCUGGAAGUAUGUCGAGUCGUGCCGGCGCAACGGCUUCAAGAAAGACCAUCCCACAGAUACUUUGGUUCAUUUCGCAUCUUCUUGGGGCAUGGCAUUCGAUGAAGUGAAAGAACUAUUGGAGAAGUUAAGCUUGGAGCAACAGACACAGGUCAUCACAGAGUUUUGCCAUGAUGAUGCUGACUACUCCGAUGCUCUGAGUGCUUUGAGGAGUUACGUUGGAUAUUUGUCAGACUAUGAUUUUCAACCGCCGGAAAAGUGGGAGGCCUUCGCCAAAAAGUGGAAGAUUCCCGCCCAGGACGUGGCCUCCCUCUUUCGGCGUUUAAAGGAGGAGCAAGUGGAUGUCGUGGUGCGGAGAUUUGUUCACAACGGCUACUCCAAGCAGGUUAGUGCUUCAACGCAGCUGAAGAGCUAUGUGAGGUCCUGUGUGGCCAACGGUUUUUGGGUGCAUCGGCCUAGCGUCGAAGCGUAG